Messenger RNA from Aureobasidium vineae, 807 nucleotides. Lineage: Eukaryota; Fungi; Ascomycota; Dothideomycetes; Dothideales; Saccotheciaceae. The record is from the annotation of a GenBank genome assembly.
AUGCUGUUGAGGUAUCUGAGUGCGGCCGCUCUGGCUCUGCAAUCCGCAAAUGCUUUCAAGGACGCUUCGCCCUUCGUUCUCUACUCGACCAGCCAGCUGGACGCAAAGAAUGCCAACGUGAAUGUCAUCAGCGCGCAGACCCUGCAAGAGAGCAUUGAACACCAAAUCAAGGGCUGCCCAUCCAACACAUACGUCGUUGUAUCGCAGCCCGGCGUAAACUCCAACGACUUGACCCUCUCCAAAUCCACACCGCAUCUGCGCCGCCGCCUCGAGGCCAAGGACAACAACGUCAAGUCUAUCUUUGCCGCGAAAAAUGUCGUGGGACAUGUUGACGCCAGGGUCCUAGUAGCCUCGAUCAACCGCGAAUGUAACACUGCGAGCACAUUGCUACUGAGCGGCGAAAAGAUUCCCACCAAGCCCUACGACGCCAUUCACGUCCAAUUCCCCACCCUGCCUACCGCCAACGACGACCGCGAAUCCGCUCUGCUUCAAGCCGACUCAUACCUGAAUUCGCUGCUCGCAACUCUCGACUCCUACACCGUGCUCUAUGCCACUCUCGACAACCUCUCCCCACGCCAAUUCCAGCACCCUGAACAGUACGAGAUGGACGAGCCUUACCCGUCAAACAUGCACACCGACUUAAAGCGUGACCUCGACGCCCACGUUUCCCGCGCUAGCAAUGCUUCAAACCCCCAGGCUGACUUGGCCUUGUUUGAGAAGUACCACGCAAUCGCAAAUCUUGAGGUGUCAUACAUGGCCUUCAGCAAGGAGAUGGGUCCCGCUGCUCAAAAGAAGCAGCAGCAGUAG